This is a messenger RNA of Erpetoichthys calabaricus (reedfish), 3323 nucleotides long. Its product is annotated as noelin. Gene Ontology annotation, biological process: signal transduction. The record is from RefSeq and is a predicted model, not a curated record. NCBI's taxonomy places the organism in Eukaryota, Metazoa, Chordata, Cladistia, Polypteriformes, Polypteridae. Bases 599 to 2056 code for a protein of 485 amino acids. The transcript is spliced from 6 exons.
UGAGCCACAAGCCCAGUAAAGCUGCUCAUCUCUUCCGAGCUCCUCUGGGGGGACGCGCCCCGCGGGAUUGUCCUCCAGAAGCCCAGCCAGCCUGACAUCACAUUUCGUUUUUGUUACAUCGCUCCUUGGCACCACCUCCUUCUAAUCCUUUUCCAACUGCCCGUACUCACUCACUUUCACAAGUCAGACCCCCCCCCCCCCCCCCCCCCCCCCCCCGUACAAGAAGAGGCAGGGGCAGACGGAGGGAUUAAUUCAUUUCCAAAGAGCCGAUGUGAAACGCGGGCAGCCACAGCAACAAAGAACUCGUUAGAAGAAAAAAAUCGCAGCGGCAGCGCUUGCGUGUGUGUUUGAGUCUCUCGGGCCGAGUGACUGAGAAAAGAAACAGAGAUAGAGAGAGAGAGACAGACAGAGAAAAAAAGACGAGCGGAGAAGGAAGAAAGAAAGGAGAGAGCGACGGCUGAAUUGUUAGCGAUGCCCAACGCGAGUCCGGCUAUGCCAGGGGCAGCGGUGUUGCACCAAGCUCUGCAAAACAUGGAUUACAAGCAAGGUCUUACUGAAGGCUCAGAAUGAAGGCUUUUUGGAGGAGCAGGAAGCAGAGAUGUCGGUGCCUUUACUUAAAAUUGGGGUUGUGCUAAGCACCAUGGCAAUGAUCACCAACUGGAUGUCGCAGACCCUGCCAUCCCUAGUUGGACUCAACACCACUAGGCUAACUGCGGCGAGCGGGGGUAGCCUGGAUCGGAGUACGGGAGUGCUUCCAGCCAAUCCAGAGGAGUCAUGGCAGGUGUACAGCUCAGCCCAGGACAGCGAGGGCAGGUGUAUCUGCACAGUGGUGGCACCGCAGCAGACGAUGUGCUCUCGUGACGCCAGGACCAAACAAUUGAGGCAGCUACUGGAAAAAGUGCAAAACAUGACACAAUCAAUCGAGGUUCUGGACCGACGGACCCAGAGGGACCUCCAGUACGUCGAGAAGAUGGAGACCCAAAUGCGAGGUUUGGAAUCCAAGUUCAAGCUAGUGGAGGAGAGCCACAAGCAGCACAUGGCACGGCAAUACAAGGCAAUUAAAGCGAAAAUGGAGGAACUUAGGCCUUUGAUACCAGUGUUGGAGGAGUACAAAGCCGAUGCAAAAUUGGUAUUGCAGUUUAAAGAGGAAGUCCAGAAUCUGACGUCAGUUCUUAACGAACUUCAGGAGGAGAUUGGCGCCUAUGACUACGAGGAGCUACAGAACAGAGUGUCAAAUCUCGAAGAAAGGCUCCGUGCAUGCAUGCAAAAAUUAGCUUGUGGCAAACUAACGGGAAUAAGCGAACCAGUGGCAAUAAAAACAUCGGGAUCCCGAUUUGGGUCAUGGAUGACCGACCCUCUGGCACCAGAAGGUGAUAACAGGGUCUGGUACAUGGAUGGCUAUCACAACAAUCGCUUUGUGCGGGAGUACAAGUCCACGGUGGACUUCAUGAACUCUGAUAAUUUCACCUCCCACCGUUUGCCCCACCCUUGGUCCGGCACUGGGCAGGUGGUCUACAAUGGCUCCAUUUACUUCAACAAGUUCCAGAGCCACAUCAUCAUCAAGUUUGACUUCAAGACUGAGACCAUCAGCAAAUCCCGCAGCCUUGAGUAUGCGGGCUUCAAUAACAUGUAUCAUUACGCCUGGGGGGGACACUCGGACAUUGACCUGAUGGUCGAUGAGGGGGGCCUCUGGGCUGUCUAUGCCACCAAUCAAAAUGCUGGAAACAUUGUCAUCAGCAAACUGGACCCCAAUACACUUCAGAUCAUUCAGAGCUGGACAACAAAUCACCCAAAGCGUAGUGCUGGGGAAGCCUUCAUGAUCUGUGGGACCCUGUAUGUGACCAACGGCUACUCAGGGGGCACAAAGGUUUAUUACGCCUACCAUACUAAUACUUCCACCUACGAGUACAUUGAUAUCCCCUUUCAGAAUAAGUUUGGUCAUAUCUCAAUGUUAGACUAUAACCCCAGGGACAGGGCCCUCUACGCCUGGAACAACGGACACCAGGUCCUCUACAAUGUCACCUUGUUCCAUGUCAUCAGGUCGGAUGAGUUGUAGUCCACUGCCCAAAGACUUCUUCAUAUAAUUAUAUAGAUAUAUACAUAGCCAGAAUAUUUAUACCUACAUAUAUAGAGAGAGCAAGAGAUAGAUAGAUACAUAUAGAUAGAUGUGUGUACAUAUAUAUACAUAUACAUAUGAACAUAUAUACUAGAUCUAGUAAAUGUAUACAUGUAGUAUUUAUAUAUGUGUACACACACAUAUACACACACAGACACACACACACACAUAUAUAUAUAUAUAAACACAUAUAUAUAUGUAUACUUGCAAAAACAUUUCACCAGACGUUUAUACCAGCUGCUCAUCACGAAGAAAAAGAAAACUGAAGAUCAAUAAAAAUCAAACCUUUAUCUUACUGUUAAUUCAAGCGACAGCGCCCCCUUCUUUUGUUGUCCGCAUGUCACUUCCAGGACCACGUGAUCGGAGAGCGCUGCAGCUGGAACUGCACGGAAAGGAAAUGUGCGCGCUAGCAGUGGGCGGGGCCUUAUAGCGUUCUUUCUCUCUUGUUUUUUUAACAACCAAUGGCUCCGCCCCCCUCUCCUCCCCCACCCCCCCACGCCUCUCCCUGCACCACCAACUAAAGAAAUGAAGGCAAUGACUGUUGGAAAUUAUCACCCUGUUAAGACUUCGCUUUUUUUUUUUUUUGUUCUGUUCUCUCUGAUCAUUUCAAUUUAUUUUUUCUUUUUUGCUCCGUUCGUGUGUGCGCGUGUGUGCGCGAGCGUGUGCGCGUGUGUGUCUGUAGCUUUGAUUUAUGAUUACUCUUUUUUUUUGGUUUUGCAUGAGUAUUUUAUAAUGAUGUUUUGCUUACCUUACGCCGUGAUAAACUAAACUAAACUAAAGAAAUGAAAAAAAGGUAAUAGAGCGAACUAUUGCAACAUUUCCUUUUUCAUUUAGUCUGUUUGAUUUCCUUUUUCUUGUAUCACAUUGCUGUAAGUGUAGAUAUAAGUGUAUUUUUUGUCUUUGUUAGGUUGGCCAAAAGAAACUGUUUAGCUCACAUAUUUUCCUAUCUAUCUAACAAAAAAAAAAUAUAUAUAUAUAUAUAAGAGGAAAACAACAGAAGGAGGAAAACAACGAGCGGGACCAGCACGAAUGAGCGCGAGCACGCGGCGGCCGCUGUCCGUGCUGCCGAGUCGCGUGCACGAGCCUGCCAGCCCUUCAGUGUUUGUUAGCGGAGAUGGAAAUUUGGUCUGUUUGGCUUACAUGAAUUAUGUGUUGUACCUGCGAUGAGGUAGUUUGUAUCAAUAAACGAAGGCUUUUUGUUCUGUAA